Messenger RNA from Cetraspora pellucida, 147 nucleotides. The record is from the annotation of a GenBank genome assembly. NCBI's taxonomy places the organism in Eukaryota, Fungi, Glomeromycota, Glomeromycetes, Diversisporales, Gigasporaceae.
AUGGCCUAUGCUGGGCAACAUGGCACAGAUGAAUAUAAAGAAAAAUUUCUCGAUCCUACAAAACAAUAUAUAUUGAGCAAUGCAGAAAUUAAAAAAAUAAAAGAGCAUUAUGUAACAAAUUAUAAUAUAAAGGCUAAUCAAUUACAG